AUGAAUGAAGAACAGUUCGAAACACUAACUCGCCGGAUAGAAGAAUCCAAUAGAAAAGUGAUUGAAGAAGCAAAUAGCAAACAAACAAAAGUUAUUCGUGAUUACAUCCAGCAAGAAAUAUCAGAAGUAAAGGAAGAUUUUGAGAAAGCUAUUACGCAAAGCGAAAAUAAGUUGCAGGCCAAAUACGAGGAGCUUAACAAAAAACACACUCAACUACAAAAACAGCUGAAGAAAAACAAUAUUGUUAUAUGGGGUGUUCAGCCUCCAAAAGAAAACCUACCAGAGUUUAUCAUAAACAAGCUGAAAACCCUACUUCAAAUCAAUAUAACAGUAUCAGAAAUAGAUAACGCCUUUACAUUUGGACAGGAAGAAAACAGGAAGCAUAUUUUGGUAAAAUCAACAUCCUUUCUGAAAAAAAAAGAAAUCUUAGCAAACGGUAAAAAGUUAAAAGGAACUGGAAUAAGCAUCUCCGAAGAUUUGACUAAGGAAGAGAGGGAGGAAAGCAAGAUACUUCGUAAACAUUUGAAGGAAGCCAAGGAAAAGAGUCUGAACGCAUUCAUAAGGAACAAUCAGCUCAUCGUUAAUGGGCAGACAUUUACAGUUAGUGAACUACUAGACUCUGACGAGAACGAAAUCGAAAAGGAGCAGGAAGAGGAGGAAGUAGACAACAGGAUUACCAACAGUAGUGCAUCCGCAACUCCUACAAUACGUACAGUUCCCUUUUUUUCGGAGGAAGUAGAGAAUACCGAGGACGUUGAUGAGGUAUUUACCAAGGAAAGAGUAAUAAAGAAAUCUACAAAGGACAAAGAAAAGAAACAAGACAAGGAAAAAAAAGAACCUAGGACAUCAGCUCGCUCCGCAGCCCUUUGCAAUUUGUCUUUAGCCCGAAACAACAGAGUUUAA
Molecule: messenger RNA, 903 nt
Organism: Ceutorhynchus assimilis (cabbage seed weevil)
Lineage: Eukaryota; Metazoa; Arthropoda; Insecta; Coleoptera; Curculionidae
Source: the annotation of a GenBank genome assembly